UGAAUUUAACUCGAGAAUAUUUGGUUGGAGAGGGAGAGUCAAACUGCUAUUAAUUUAUUCUCUUGGAGAGCUCUAGAUUGAAGGUUGAUUAUCCAGUCAAUAUAGCUGCAAAGUGUUGAAAAUCUUGUGAAUUUCAACGUAGAAAUCAACCGGAAAGCCGAAGUCGACGGUCGCUCUUCAGUCUUUUACAGUCGGAGUUCCGAGAGCUCAACAAUUUGAUUCAACUAUUGCUCUCGAGCCUCCGGUUGUAAUUGUAUCAUCACGAUCUACGGUGAUUUGAAGUCGAAGUGGAUCGAGGAAGAGCGGAAAUGGCCGUGGUUGCUUCAGCUCCAGGGAAAGUUCUAGUGACAGGAGGUUACCUUGUCUUGGAGAAACCGAAUGCAGGGCUCGUACUUAGUACUAAUGCUCGUUUUUAUGCAAUUGUAAAACCAAUUUACGAGGAAAUGAAGCCUGACAGCUGGGCAUGGUCAUGGACAGAUGUUAAGUUGACAUCUCCUCAGCUCCUGAGAGAGAGCAUCUACAAAUUGUCAUUGAAAACCCAAUCACUUCAGAGUGUCUCUCCAAGUCAAGCAAGAAACCCUUUUGUAGAAAAAGCAGUGGAAUAUUGUGUAGCAGCUGCAUGUGCAAAAUUUGUUGACAAUGACAAUAAGAAGGCAUUACACAAACUUCUCUUGCAAGGUCUUGAUAUCACUAUUUUAGGUUGCAAUGAGUUCUAUUCAUAUCGGAGUCAGAUUGAGGCUCGUGGACUCCCAUUAACAUCCGAAUCAUUGGCUUCCUUGCCUCCUUUUUCAUCAAUUACCUUCAAUGAUGAGGAAUCAUAUGGGGAAAAUCGCAAGCCUGAAGUUGCAAAAACUGGAUUGGGCUCAUCUGCUGCAAUGACAGCUGCUGUAGUUGCUGCUUUACUCAACUACCUUGGGGUUGUAAAUCUUUCCUUAUUGACAGGUGAGCAAGAACAGAAAGGUAGUGCUGAUGUUGAUUUGGUGCAUAUAAUAGCUCAAAGUGCCCACUGCAUUGCACAAGGAAAAGUUGGCAGUGGCUUUGAUGUCAGUUCUGCAGUUUAUGGCAGUCAACGCUAUGUUCGGUUUUCACCAGAAGUGCUUUCUUCUGCUCAGGCUGCCAAGAACGGAAUACCCGUACAAGAGGUCAUUGUUGAUAUCUUAAAUCAGAAGUGGGACCAUGAGAGGACCAAGUUCUCUUUGCCUCCAUUAAUGACUCUUGUACUUGGAGAGCCAGGAGUGGGAGGGUCAUCAACGCCUUCAAUGGUAGGAGCUGUCAAGAAAUGGCAAAAAUCUGACCCUCAAAAGUCUCUAGACACGUGGAGGAAGUUGUCGCAAGGGAACUCAGAACUUGAAACUCAACUCACUAUGUUGAGUAAACUUGCUGCAGAACACUGGGAUUCUUAUAAAUAUAUCAUAAACAGGUGUUCCAUACUGACCUCAGAGCAGUGGAUUCAUCAAGCCUCAGAACCAAGCCAGCAAAUCAUCAUCAAAGCAUUAUUAGGAGCAAGAAAUGCGAUGCUUGAGAUCAGGCAUCACAUGCGCCUGAUGGGUGAAGCUGCUGGUGUUCCGAUUGAGCCUGAUUCACAAACCAAGCUUUUAGAUGCUACCAUGAAUAUGGAAGGAGUCCUAUUAGCCGGUGUUCCAGGCGCAGGUGGGUUCGAUGCUGUUUUUGCCGUGACCUUGGGAGAUUCAACCAACAAUGUGAUUAAAUCAUGGAGUAAACUAGAUACUUUGGCUCUCCUUGUUAGAGAAGAUCCUCGUGGCGUUGCUUUGGAAAGCUGUGAUCCGCGAACCAAGGCAAUUACAUCAGCUGUUUCAUCAGUUCAUAUUUAGUAAAGGGAAGGUUUCCAUCUCGUUCUAUUACAUUGAAUAAUUUAUUGUUUCAAUUGACAAUGUGAAUUUUCUUCGAAAGAUUAUUUCCAACUUAUUAGAUAAUUAAUAAUUGCUUCACUCAUUCACAGAUUGGAUGAACGUCCAUGUAAUUUCCUUUUAAUUACACUAUGUAUUACUCUUUCUCGAUCAAUAAGAGAACUAGCAUCAGUUUCCCCUAA
Molecule: messenger RNA, 2050 nt
Organism: Cucurbita maxima (winter squash)
Lineage: Eukaryota; Viridiplantae; Streptophyta; Magnoliopsida; Cucurbitales; Cucurbitaceae
Product: phosphomevalonate kinase, peroxisomal-like
Exons: 11
Coding region: 309-1832 (507 amino acids)
Biological process (GO): isopentenyl diphosphate biosynthetic process, mevalonate pathway
Cellular component (GO): peroxisome
Molecular function (GO): ATP binding; phosphomevalonate kinase activity
Source: RefSeq, a predicted model, not a curated record